AUGUCACGCACGGGUCCUCCACCUCGCCGGACCUUCAGAGUGCCAACCGAGCUUGUUCUGAUCGUUGUGGUCACUCUUAUCUCCCAUGCUCAGGGACAGAUAUACUGCUUGAAGGAGUAUAAGGCAAGCCCAAACCACACGGGCUGCAAGAACGCAAACAACAUCACCGCGGUUCCAACCUACCAGCGGCAGUCCUUCUACAACGACGUCCUCUUGCAGCUCUUCAACUCGUACCGCAGCAGUGUGGCAGUCGGCAACUGCAAGCCGUUUCCCUCAGCCGCCAACAUGCUGAAGUUGGAGUGGGACAACGAACUGGCCACCCUGGCUUACCUGCAUUCGGCCUUCCUGAUCAACACAUCCAACUGGCCCCUCCACGACGAAGUGUAUAACCGCUUCACGACGCGUUUCAAAGAGACGGGUCAGAGCGUCGCCGUCUUGCGCAACACCACUCACCGGUACGUGUCCUACUGGAACACCGUGAUCCGGGAGUGGUUUGCGGAGUACCAGCUCGUGAAGUUGGCGGCGGUGCGCUCUUACGACGCGGACGAGUCGACCACCAACGUCUCGCAGAUGUGGUGGGCCGCGACCAGGUACGUGGGUUGCGGCUACUCGACCAUGUUGAUGCCCAACGGACACGACUACGACCACUCCUACGUGUGCAACUUUGGACCGGCGGGCAACGUGCGCGGGAGCCCGAUCUACCGGCAGGGCGACACGUGCAGCAUGUGUCCGAUGGAGACGAAGUGCGAGCCGACGACGGGCCUCUGCGCGGUGUUCGACGGCCCCCCGUUCCCGCCCUUUGGCGACGACGAGAAGGUGAACCAGUCACCCGUGGAAGCCGCCUAUGCGCUAGCGCCGCCGGUGGCGCUAAUUGCCGUCACUGCCGCUUUGCGCGUCAUUUCGUACGCGAUGGAUAUGCGAUAA
Molecule: messenger RNA, 924 nt
Organism: Rhipicephalus microplus (southern cattle tick)
Lineage: Eukaryota; Metazoa; Arthropoda; Arachnida; Ixodida; Ixodidae
Product: scoloptoxin SSD976-like
Source: RefSeq, a predicted model, not a curated record